Molecule: messenger RNA, 4492 nt
Organism: Hemibagrus wyckioides
Lineage: Eukaryota; Metazoa; Chordata; Actinopteri; Siluriformes; Bagridae
Gene: vwa3a
Product: von Willebrand factor A domain containing 3A
Exons: 33
Coding region: 752-4387 (1211 amino acids)
Source: RefSeq, a predicted model, not a curated record
AACUUUUUGCCAAUAAUUCUGGAGAUUCUGGUUAAUAUAGUAUUCCGUUUGAGAGCAGAUGAGCUUCUGCCAUCUGAAGUGGAUGUAUGGAGUCUGGACUUUGGUGUUUUGAAGAAUUGGGUCAGGAAGAAGGACGCCUUUGUACAAAAAGUGUUUGUCUGGACGAAUAAUGGCCAUUUAGACAUUGUAUUCUAUCGGAGCCUCGGUGUAGUUUGUAGUUUUAAUUUGAGACUUUGAUGUAUAACUGAGGAAUUUGGGGGGAAAAUAAUUUACAAAAAAGAUGCAUUUUAAAAACUUCUUAACUCGAUACUUUUUCAUUUUUCUAAAAUGGCUGCCGGACUCUGUGGUGUUGUUCCCCAGCAGCAGCGCCAUCUGCCGGUCAUCUCCAUGAUUAAUGAUCCAAUACAGUUUAUAACCUUUCCGAGUGACUUAAUCAUUUAUUAUUUAGUUUCAUCCACUUAACAUUAAUGUUAUUAAUUUAUUAGUUUAAUAGUAAUAAUAUUAUAAACUUUCAAACAUUUAUUACGUUCUCGUGUAAAUAUGAGCGAUGUAAACUCUGUCUUUCACGUGCCUCUGGUUUCUAUAGAGACCGUGUGCACGCGCACACAGACCUGUAGCUUCGCUAACCUCCGGAUAUAUAUAUUUGUAUUUUUAUCCCAAACUUAUUACUUCUUAAAAUAUUUAUACGACGAUAAAGAAACCCUUUUCAUAUAUAUUUCUCUUCUCUGUCAGAGUCCCAUGGAGGAGAACCAUGAGCUUUUCAGGUCUUACCCAUAAUUCCCCACAGAAUAGAGGUCUCUCACCCAGCAAGUACACUCAGACCUGGAGCUUAAAGACGUUAGUGCAGGAGCAGAGAGAUGAUGCAGAUGAGCAGGAAACCUCUGAGGAGUGGCUCGAGUGGAGGAGCUUGGAGAGUUGUGGCCUCACUCUCUCACACCUCCUGUCUCACUGCUCCACCGCUGCGGCAUGUUACAGAGGAGACGGGGUAGACGACCGGCUGGAGAUCGACUCAGAGAUCCUCGCUGACUUUGAGAUGCAGCUUUACCAAGCGAUUCAGAUGUACCAUGGCAGAAUACAGUGGCUGACUCGAGGCAGCAGAAAGAUCUUUGGGAUGGUGACAGGAUCCAGACUGGGAAUUCUUAUUGAUUCUUCUGGUGUUAACUGCUGUGAAGAGAGGCUCUCAGAUCUCCGGCGCCACCUCCUGCUUCUCGUACAAGAGCAACUACGCCUGAAGAAGCAGCUGCACUUCCUGUACAUGGGGGCGGAAAUCGGCAGCCUGUGGGAAAAGCCGAGAGACGUUAACUCGAAGAGGCUGCAGGAGGUCCAGGAGUGGAUCCUGAGCCUGAGGCCGAGCGGCGAGUGCAGCCUGCUGCAGGCUUUAGAGACGAUCCAGAGACACGCCCAUCUCGACAGUCUGCUCAUCAUCCUGAGCUCCUGUCCUGAUCUCCCGGACAUGGAUGUUUUCCUCUCCUGCGUGUCUGAGGUGGUAGAGGAGAUGUCGCUCUCUGUUCACGUUGUGUCCUUCGACUCCUGCAGUCCAGCAGCUGUUUCAGCAGUCAAGAACAUCAGUAAAGUCACAGGAGGAAGAUUUCACCUGUUUUCUGCUGCCCUGGGUGUAGUGGACAGCAGUAGUGACUUGGAGCCUCUGUGGGCUGAAAUUAAAGCCGCACGUGACGUUCUUCACCACGUUCAGGACGUGCAGCGGCGCAGACGACUUAACGACACGGCGGUGAUGAUUGUUUCCGAGAUCUCGACAGGAAUGGACGGUCUUUCUCUGUCUGAUGACCACAAGGCUGCCCAUACUGCUGACCUGUGUGUCCAGCCUGCAGGUCUUCUCCCGUCCACCUCUACUGAGUGGCUAUACACCCACGGCCUUAAAGCCAAGAAACUGAACCUGUACCAUGUGCUGGCUCCUAACGUCUACUCUCCACUGGAGGGCUUCGUCCCCAUACUGCGGAAAAAUGUCCAGUCCAAAGUGCACGAGAAAGCAAUGGUGCAGUUUGAGUGGCACGAUGGUACGGUGAAGAACAUGCAUGUGGAUCUGCCCUUACUGCAGAGUUAUCAGAGGCAGCUCCUGGAGGCUGAGCGGGUGUUGGAGGAGAGGGUCAUGUGGUUAAACAGUAGCAGCAGCAGGCAGAUCUGGGGAACUGUGUGUGAACAGAGCGUUCAGGUUCUGCUGGACCUGUCGGACACGAGCGUUCACCACCAGCUGCAUAUCCGACACGCCGUCCAACUCCUGCUGCAGGAGCAACUGAUCAACACGCAGAACUUCAACAUCAUAGCGUUUGGGUCAGAUGUGAAAGCGUGGAGAGAGCAAGCUGUUUCCUCGAACCAACAAAACCUUCAGGAUGUCUGGCAGUGGGUUCAGGAAUUAGAGUGUGCAGGAGGUCGUAACACACUGGCCGCUCUCAGACACGCCGUGGAGACAGAACAUCACAGCGACUCCUCUCUCACUCGUGGAGUGUAUCUGCUCACCACGGGAGCUCCAGAUCAGGACAGCUCAGCUGUCUCUUCAUACAUGUCGGAGUUCUGCGCCGGUCUGCGGGUUCACGUGUGUCUCUUCACCAGAGAGGACGAGCCACUCCGAUGCUCAUCGUCCCGCUACGUGUCCCACGCUGAAGUGGCUCUGAUACUGCGCAACCUAGCACAUGCCGCUAACGGCCGCUUCCACUGGAUAACAGACACGGGUGUCGUGGAGAGCGAUGAUAUCACUACACUGAUCAGAGAAAUGCAGCAGGCUGCUGAUUACUGGGAGAAGUGCUGUGAGUUGGUGGACUCUCUGCUCCAGCGGAGCUCCAGCGCUGAUCCAGUGGAGGCUCAUGAUGGAGAGUGUCACGGCUCAGCUCGCCACAUCAAGCCUCGGACACAGAAACACGGGCUUCCCUCAGUCAGACAGACUGGACUGAGCUCGUCCAGGCAGGGGAGGAAGGAGGCUCUGGACACACAGAGGAAGAAGGAGGCUCUGGACACACAGAGGAAGAAGGAGGCUCUGGACACACAGAGGAAGAAGGAGGCUCUGGACACACAGGGGAAGAAGGAGGCUCUGGACACACAGGGGAAGAAGGAGGCUCUGGACACACAGGGGAAGAAGGAGGCUCUGGACACACAGGGGAAGAAGGAGGCUCUGGACACACAGGGGAAGAAGGAGGCUCUGGACACACAGGGGAAGAAGGAGGUUACACGCUCACCUGUGUGGAGACCCAGCAGUGCCAGAGCAGUCAUUCCUCCUGCUCGUCCACUGGAAGGUUGGGGUCCGGUCCGGCUCACAAACUCUGCUAAAGCGAAGACGAAGAAAAGAAUUGACUUGGAGAAAGACAGACCAGUAACUCCAGGAUCAGUUUAUAAGCAUCUGAAAGGAAGUAGCACUCAGAAAUGCGUUAAUAUCCCUAAACAUGAGGACAUCUCCUCCUCCAAACAGUGGCUGAAACGGUUCGGCGUCAGGGCUCUGAAGCUGGACCUCCAUAAGCUGCUGUCACUUCCCGCGUGCACUCACCGUAAGAAGCUGGUGCCCUCCGUCAGCAGAAGUGUGUCAGCAAAAUACUGCGCCAUCUUUCCCAGCGUGCACCUAAACGGACGAGUGAGGCACCUGUUCCUGAGUUCGGGAGAGCUGAAGCAGUACCUGAUCCGGACUGAAAAGGUUCUGCAGCGGUACGCUAACAGGAUGCAGUGGCUGCUCUCAGGCAGCAGACGUGUGUUCGGCUGCGUGUUGGAGAGAGAUGUGUGUGUUGUCCUGGAUGUGUCUGGCUCCAUGUGGCCCUGCCUCACUCAGCUGCAGACAGAACUGACCUCACUGAUCUGGGAUCAACUGCACACCAACAGAGUGAGGUUUAGCAUGGUGGUGUUCUCUGAAGAGGUGCGAGUGUGGCAGGGGGAGCUGGUGGAGGCCUCAGAGGAGAGGUGCAGGGACGCAGUAACAUGGCUGGGUCAGCUUAACACACAUGGAGGAUCCUCCAUCCUACAUGCACUGCAGGCAGCGUGUGUGUUUGGCGACUCGGUUGGUGUGUAUGUGAUCAGUGAUGGUCAGUGGGACUGCAGCUGUGGUCUGGUGCUGAAGGAGGCUGAGAGACUGACCUCAGGAAAACACAUCACCAUCCACACGGUCACACUGAGCGGCCUGGACAGCACAGCCAUGUUUCUGAAGAGUCUGGCUCAUAAAACUGGAGGUCGGUUCCACCAGGUACCUCCAGCUGCAGACACAGCCGUGGCUAGAGAGCUCCUGAGGAGAGGCUUCACCCCCGGACAGGACUCAGUUCUCCCAGAGUUUCAUGGUGAUGAUCUGGAGAGGCUCAGGAAGGAGAUUGUAAAGUUGAGAAUGUUCCAGAAACAAGCCAAAGACUUCAGGGAGAUGUUAUCUGUGAAGAAUCCAGAAGACAGCUGCUCAAAAUAAACGGCUCGAGAUCCACCCAAGUGUUUUAUUUGUUCUGAUGAAUUCAUGAUCCUCCAUUAGUUAAUAAAGUUGUAUGUUUUCAGUGCAAUGCUGUGGCUUAUUAAA